AUGGCGGAGACGUGGGCAGAGGGAGCGAGAAAGGGAGUGGCUCCAAGAGGCGGCCGCGGAGGCUACGGCGGAGGCGGAUGCAAAAUCGGAAUGCGAACGGCCGGGCCUCUUGGGGGAGGAAGCGUGGGCUUCGUGUGGUCCGGACAUUCAACUGGAGAAGCAGAGCGUGCACCGGUGGCGGAGCAUUGUAUCGAUUUUAAGAUCAUGUUUCCUUCCCCUUCUCCUCCACCGCCGCCGCUGCCGCCGCCGCCGCCUCCAGGCCGUCCUCCUCAAUGGAUAUAUGAUGUGUUCGUGAGUUUCCGAGGCAAGGAUCUGAGGAGAAACUUCAUAUCGCACCUCUUCUCCGCUCUGAGGCAGGCCUCCAUCCAAUACUUCAGUGACAACGCGAGAGAAGACAUUGGGGAAGAAAUUAAAUCCAAGCUUUUCAGAGCGAUUUGGCAUGCGAGAAUUUCCCUAAUCGUGUUCUCCAGAAGCUACGCUGACUCGAAGUGGUGCAUGAACGAGCUGGUCGAGAUUCUGGAGUGCAAGAAAAGGUUUGGAAACCAUGGUCACCUGAUUGUACCCAUCUUCCAUGAUGUAAAACCCGAAGACAUUUCGAGGUUGACGAGCGGAAGCGAAUUCGCUCAAGGCUUUGAGAGACUGCGUGGAAACGAGAGAGAUGAUAGGCAGAUACAAAAAUGGAGGGACGCCCUGAGAGAGACUAAGCAUUUGUCAGGAUUCGACUUGAGGAACGAUGCGGGAGAGGAUGAAAGGACACUCGUGGAUAUAAUUGUAAAGUACCUUGUCGAGAAAAUCCGCGAAACACGGCUACUCAACUUUGCGACAAACGCAAUUGGAGUGGAAUUGUUGGUAGGCGAGGUGAUUUCUUUAAUUAAAAUGGGCCAAGAGGAGGACGUGCGCGUCGUAGGUAUAUGUGGAGUAGAAGGAAUAGGCAAGACGACGGUGGCUGCAGUCAUCUGUGAGCGCAUUCGCUCUGAUUUCCAGUGUUUCGUCUUUCUUGAUAAAAUCGGAGAAGCAGAUUGCAACAGUCUUGUGGGUCUAUUAGGCCUACAAAAGAAGCUGCUCCAUAAUCUCAUAAAGGUGGAAGGAUUGAGGACGUAUGACGACAUUCAGACCAACAUCAACGAGAUAAAUAGUAACAUUUCCCGUAAGAGGAUACUUCUUGUUCUUGAUAAUGUUACUAGGAAAGAACAGAUCGACUACUUCGGGGCCGGAGAACGAGAACAUCUGUGUCCCGGGAGCAGAAUUUUGAUCACGACCAAAGACCAAAACUUGCUAAAAGAUCUCAAGGUAGAUGAUAAGUAUAUCGUCAGAGGAUUGGACCCGAAUGAAGCGCUUCGGCUCUUUUGUCGCCAUGCCAUGAAGAGAGAAGAACCUGAAGAAGCCUAUGAGGAGUUGUCCCGAAGUCUGGCUCAUUAUGCAGGAGGUCAUCCAUCGUCUCUUAAAAGGUUAGGCUUGUUCCUAAACGGCAAGCCAAAACACCAAUGGCAUCAGACAUUGGAGAAGUUGGUAAGAAGCCCUUAUCUUGAUUCGCUCUCUCCUUCCUUCUGGUCGGUCGGGCCAUAUGGAGGUCAAGGUAGUGUUGCUUUUGAUGAUGGGAGACGCACUGGUGUGAGGCAAAUUAGGGUCCAUGGAGGGUCAGUUAUUGAUUCCAUCACCAUUGAUUAUGAUCAGAAUGGGUGUUUGGUGAGAUCCUUACGGCACGGUGGUGGACACAUCCAGAUUAUCGAAAGGGUCGGUUUUCUGCAGAUUAUGCGUGUUGGCUUUCAGAAGCUGGUGAAAUUGGAUCAUCCAAGUGAAUACCUAGUGUCCAUAUCAGGCCAUAUUGAUAAUUAUGGAGGUCAUGAUGUUAUUCAGUCUCUCAAGAUCCACAGUAACAAGAAGACGUACGGACCAUUUGGUUCUGAAAGAGGACGGCCUUUUGAUCUCUCACAUUUUGGUGGACGUAUUAUCGGGUUUCAUGGGAAAUGUGGCAGCCAUAUCGACUCAAUCGGAGCCCAUUUCAGACCAAUUUCUCACGUGUACCCGUUUGAUGCUGUGGGACCCUUUGGUGGUGAUAGUGGUAUGGAUAUUUGGGACGACGGAAAACACACAGGUGUGAGGCAAAUCGUCGUAGGCUUCGAUUCGGCAAUUAAGUCCAUCUCUAUCUUAUAUGAUGAGCAUGGAUGUCCAGUUGGUCCGUUCACACAUGGCCCAAGUGGAGGAGGCAAAACAUAUACGAUUAAGCUCGACCAUCCAAGUGAGUACUUGACAUCCAUCUCGGGCUACACCGAAGAAGUUUCUGGACUCACCAUUCUUCAGUCGUUGACAAUCCAUACUAAUACAAGAGAUCAUGGUCCAAUCGGAACAGCUAAUAAAGGGAGACAUUUUUCAUUUCCAUACACUGGCGGCAAAAUCAUUGGGUUUCAUGGGACAUGCGAUGGCCCUCGUCUCGAGUCCAUUGGAGCUUUUUACGAGCCGAUUCCGCAUUCACACCCCAUUAAGGUUUUCGGGCCUUUUGGAGGCGAAGGCGAAAAAUCCUGGGAUUUUGCUGAUAUAAAGGGGAUUGAUGUGCACUGCGCAGACUACAUCAAGUCCAUAACUUUUCAAGUGGACGACGCCACCAGCACUGAACCGGAAACUAAUUAUGGUGUAAAUGGCGGGGAGAAUACUUUCAAGGUUAAACUGAGAAAUGGAGAGUACAUAACUUCUUUUGCUGGAUAUCUCAAGAAUGCAAAUGAUAGAGGCACUCUGAUCAACUCGCUCACAUUUGAAACCAACGGAAGAAUUUUGGGACCCAUUGGUAGAGAGGAAGGGGAGUACUUCUCCUUACCAUCGAAAGCUGGGAAAGUUACUGGCUUUUUCGGGAGAAGUUGUGAUUAUCUAGAAUCUAUCGGAGCAACAGUCGAGCCAAACUAUCCCUUCAAUUACGUGGGGUUAUUUGGUAGUGCAAAAGAAGCGUCAUUUUGGAACGAUGGCAAUAAGCAUACCAAUGUAAGGAAAAUUAUUGUUGAAUUUGAGCCAAGUAAAGGGUCAUACAUGCGAUCAAUCACGUUUCAGUAUGAAGAGGAGAACAAAGAAUUGUGGCAAUCGGAGACACAUGGUGGCAUUGAUGACAGAAAGUUCCAUAUAGUAAAGACGGUCCACACGAUUCAAAUACAUGAUCCAGAUGAGUACCUGACUUCAAUAUCAGGGUAUUGUUUUUUGCUCGGCAUUACUUCUCUCACGUUUCAAACUAACAAAAAGACGAUCGGACCUAUUGGUGAUGAAGGAGGAUGGCACUUCUCCUGUCCUGCAACGGGUGGCAAAAUUGUUGGAUUUUAUGGGACGAGUGGUGAAUAUCUUGAAUCAAUUGGAGUAUAUUUUCAACCGAUCUCACAUCUCUACCCAAUUAUAUCGACCGGGCCGUUUGGAGGCCUAGGUGGAAGUGCUUGGGAUGAUGGGAAAUUCAAUGGUGUGAUGGAAAUCGAGGUAAUGUAUGACGAUGUUGUCUGUUGCAUUAAGUUUGCGUAUGACAAGAGUGGAGAACGAGUUUGCUCAGUUAUGCACGGUGGUCGCUCUGGACGAGUUAAUGCCAUGGGCACUACUAGGGUUAUAUUUGAUUAUCCAAGGGAAUACUUGACAUCAAUAUCUGGUUACAAGCGAGAAAAUGGUGACGACGCUGAUAAUGCUAUCGUUCAGUCGCUCACAUUUUACAGUAAUAGAGGAAGAUAUGGCCCCUUUGGCAUCGAGAUGGGGAAGUACUUUUGGUAUCCAUCGACCGGAAGCAAAAUCAUCGGCUUUUACGGAAGAAGCAGCAAGACUCUCAAUUCCAUAGGAGUGUAUGCAGAGCCCGUACCGCACCUUUAUCCUCGUGAAAUCUUUGGACCCUUUGGAGGCUCUGGUGGUACUCCAUGGGAUGAUGGAGUUCAUACUGAUGUGAGAGGGUUUUACAUUUAUGUGGAUUUAGCAGUCCAAGUAAUUACCGGCAUUAGGAUUGCGUACGAUAACAAUGGUGCCUCCGUCCAAUGCUCUCGUCAUGGCAUAGGAGAGGUAGCACAGUACCAGGUCAAUCUAAAUUAUCCCAAGGAGCGUCUAAUUUCGAUAACGGGUUCGAUGAACGGAAUUCGAAACGCUCCUGACACCAUCAUCCAUGACCUGCGAAUACACACCACGAAGACCACUUACGCGUUGCGAACAGGAGGGUCAAUGGAUCCUCUUGCAAGGUUAACGGAAUUUCGCAUCCCGUUGGAACCGGGCGGUGGUAGGAUCGUUGGCUUUUUCGGAAGGGCGGGAUCACAUCUUAAUUCUAUCGGAGCGCGCCUAGAACCAUGUUAGAUUAAACCCCCUCCCUCCCCCAAUCUUUUUUUCCCUGGCUUGCAAUUGUACGAGCGUUUUUCUUUGUUUUCUUAUUUGGUCUAGUAAGCGGUGG
Molecule: messenger RNA, 4390 nt
Organism: Rhodamnia argentea
Lineage: Eukaryota; Viridiplantae; Streptophyta; Magnoliopsida; Myrtales; Myrtaceae
Product: jacalin-related lectin 4-like
Exons: 10
Coding region: 1-4296 (1431 amino acids)
Biological process (GO): signal transduction
Molecular function (GO): carbohydrate binding; ADP binding
Source: RefSeq, a predicted model, not a curated record